Molecule: messenger RNA, 1531 nt
Organism: Caenorhabditis sp. 36 PRJEB53466
Lineage: Eukaryota; Metazoa; Nematoda; Chromadorea; Rhabditida; Rhabditidae
Source: the annotation of a GenBank genome assembly
AUGAAAUUGUACAAGAUCGUCGCGUUGGCCCUCCUCAUACUUGUCCAAACAUCAGUGUCAGAGAGUGACGUUGCGGUAAUUCGAUUUCGACGCUCAAUUACCCAAUCUUCAAAAUUUGUUACUUUUUUAGAAGGAUGUCGAUACUGUAGACGUGAAAAAUGAAGACGAUCCGAAGGAGGAAGUCGCUUAUCAGGGCAAAGAACUGUCAGAUGAUAAAGAAUCGGAACACAAGGUAAACAGUGAACAAUUUCUAUCAAAAAUCAUGAAGAAUUCAGAAAAUCUCGCAGAAAGACAUCUCGUUCUACCAUGGAUUCCUGGCCUCCUUCUCCGUGAUCGUGGUCUCUGAACUCGGCGAUAAGACAUGGUUCAUCGCGGUGAUCAUGUCGAUGCGGCACUCGCGCCUUACCGUAUUCUCCGGAGCCAUGGCCGCGCUCGCCCUCAUGACAGUCCUUUCGGCCUGUCUCGGAUGGGUGACUCAGGUCAUUCCUCGCGCCGUCACCUACUAUCUCUCCACCGCCCUUUUCGCGCUGUUCGGUCUGAAAAUGCUGCACGAAGGAUGGACAAUGUCGCCAAAUGAGGGACAGGAGGGAUUCGAAGAGGCGCAGGCGGAAGUAGCCAAAAGAGAAGGAGAGCUCGACGCUAGCAAGUUCGAAAUGCUCGAGGGAGGCAAUACUGUCAAUCAGUCAGUUUCCUGGAUCCUCAAAUUUCUUGCAUCUUUGUUACCUAUUUCAGAAGCGAAACCAAGAAGAUCUUCCUUUUCACCUCGCGCAUUUUCAUCGAAGCGUUCACGUUGACGUUCGUCGCUGAAUGGGGAGACCGCUCUCAGUUGACCACCAUCAUUUUGGGAGCCAGAGAGAAUAUCGGUAAGUUUUUCUUGAAUUUGGCGAAAUUUCUCCGAAAUUAACACAAUUUUCAGCCGGAGUCAUCGGCGGAGGAGUUCUCGGCCACGCCCUUUGCACCGGAAUCGCAGUGAUCGGCGGAAAGAUUGUCGCUCAACGGAUAUCUGUUCGGACAGGUACAAUCUUCAGCCUUUUUCCCCUAAAAAAACUGGAAUUUGUUCAGUGACACUCAUCGGCGGAGUCGUUUUUCUGCUGUUCGCCCUCUCGGCGCUUUUCAUCAAUGACAUCGAAUCGGCGGUUGAUUCGUAAGCAUCCACACGUGUAUCUCACUCAAAUUCGUCAUUCAUUCGUUUCUUUUUCUCAAUUAAAACCUUUCGCUAAAAAUUGUAAUUUUCUUUCUUUUUUUUUUGUCCGGUCCUCUCAUUUUCCCCCCUAUCUUUCAGUUGCUUCCACAUUUUCACUAAUUUUCCGUAGAAUCAACGCUUUGUCAUAAUUUUUCGUCCAUCUUUCCCCCCUCGAUUCCUCUUCUUUUUAGUACCGUCGUCGGCGGAAAUUCCACGUUGUCGAAUUCGACGGAAAUUUACGAAAAUUUUGUCGGAAACUCCACGAAAAUGAUGGAACUUUCGGGAAACGCUAGCCUUAUCGAACUCAUCGGACAGGCGGAACAAGACCGUUUUACCGUGGAAAUUUGA